GUUUCACAUCCGGUGUUAGGCUGAAAGAAAUUAUUGGUCUCCUUAAGUGAAGCGGUUGCUUAUACGUUGUUAAGUACUGAAAAUGACCGAAUUAAAGAGAGAUCUGUUCACUGCAACCAUGAAAACCCCUGUGGCUAUUCUUGACUGCUCUGAAGCCUUUGGAAAAUUGACGAAGGAGGAAAAAUUGUAUGCCCACUAUUUGGCUCAAGCUGGCCAUUAUGGUAGUUUAGUAUGUCUUUAUCAGACGUCAUUAGAAUCUCCAGGUAUAUUUUUAUUGCUGCUGAAAAUAUUUCAAACUGAAAGUGUAAACAGCCUGGCCCAAAAAGUUCUUGAUAGCGGUUUGUCAGAAAUUGACUACGAGCAUUUUUUGGCAUACACAGCAUGCAUAUUCUGUAAUAUGGGAAAUUACAAGUCAUUUGGAGAUACAAAGAUUAUUCCGGCUAUUGGCUUUUCUGAAUUCGAGAAGAUUGUUAAACUAUCGAAGGCAUAUGAAAAAGAAACGUCCAUUACCAAUGAAAUAUGGUCAAAUGUAAAAGAUCAUAUUUGUAGUUUGACAGAUAAAAAUCAACAACUUGGUUUUGGCGAUCAAGGUAUUACGACGUACUAUUCGCAGAAUUGUGAUGCGAAAGAUGCAGAAAUUUUACAAGAAUUUCUUGAAACUAAAAAGAUUUCACCUUACAAUACAAGAGUAGUCAAAAAUAAGGAUGGCUCUUAUGAUAUUCGCAUUGCCAGUGUAAAUGAAAGUCAAUCUGAACUUAUGGAAUUUACUACAAAAUCUAAUCAGAAAAUUAAUAUUCGAAUUGUCCAAGGUGAUUAUUGUGAUAUUCUUAAAAAAACGUGCAAUUUUCUAGAAUUAGCUCGACAAACGAAUUUUGCAAACGAAAGAGAAAAGGUUAUGCUUCGUCAUUAUAUUAAUUCCUUUAAAACUGGUUCGAUUGAUGAGCAUAAAGAAGGAUCUAAAAUUUGGGUACUGAAUAAAAGUCCCAUUAUUGAAACGUAUAUUGGAUUUAUUGAAUCUUAUAGGGAUCCUUUCGGCGUGAGGGCAGAGUUUGAAGGCUUUGCCGCUAUUGUUAAUAAAGCACUAUCUGAGAAAUUUCAAAACCUUGUGGCGGCGGCUGAAAAGCAAUUUGUUCCACUUCUACCUUGGCCUAACACAUUUGAACGAGAAAAUUUUGUCACUCCGGAUUUUACAUCGUUGGACGUUUUGGCUUUUGGUUCAAGUGGAAUUCCCGCCGGCAUCAACAUACCAAACUAUGAAGACGUCAAACAGGAGCACGGCUUCAAAAAUGUUUCAUUGGGAAAUGUUCUCACCGCUGCAUAUUCUGAAUCGAACGUUCCCUUCUUAGGGCCAGAAGACAACACCCUCCUUUGUAAGUAUCGAAUUCCGGCAUUCGAAUUGCAAGUUGGCCUGCACGAAUUGUUGGGUCAUGGAAGCGGUCUACUGUUUAAAGAGAAUCCGGUAGGAAAAUUUAAUUUCGAUCGAGAUUCGACCAUAAAUCCUCUAACAGGAAAAUUGGUUGAUAAAUGGUAUAAAGGAAACGAAUCAUAUGAUUCAAAGUUCCAAGACAUAAGUAGUUCGUACGAAGAGUGCCGCGCUGAGUGUGUUGGAAUGUUUUUGUGCUUUAUUCCUGAAAUAUUAGAAAUUUUUGGAUUUAAGGGAGAGGAAGCUGGUAAUAUUAUAUAUGUUAACUGGCUUAACGAAUUACAUGCUGGUCUUAGAGGACUCGAAUUCUAUACACCAGCAAACAGGAAGUGGAGACAAGCCCAUAUGCAAGCCAGAUACGUCAUUCUUAGGCAUCUUAUGGAUUAUUGCGAAGAUUUGGUUAAAGUUGAAAUGUGCGAAAAUGAAGGGGUUUUUGAUCUCCAUUUAUCAUUAAAUCGUGAUCUUAUGAUGCAAAUUGGCAAAGAGGCGAUCGGACAAUUGUUACUUCAAUUGCAAAUUCAUAGAUCAACUGGUGACGUUGAAGAAGGAAGGAAGCUAUACGAAGGAUUGUCAAGAGUCGAAGGCAUGAAAUACGAUUUUCUCAAAUGGAGAGAAAUCGUACUUGCCAAAAAGAAGCCCAGACACCUGAUGCUUCAAUGUCACACUAGUAUUGACAAACAAGGAGAUGUAGAGUUGAAGUCAUACGAGAAAAAUUACGCAGGACGUUUAAAUUACUUUGAAGCUGAAAACAAGGAAAAAGUUACAAACAAAAUAGUCCUCUUUUUUAAAUAUCUAAUAAGUGGUUUAUUAGAAGUAAUAUUCAUUGAAAAUAGAAUGGCAUACGGCGGAUCAGAGAAGAUUGUUUGUCGUUUAGACGUCAAAGAUGAUAUGGAAAAGUUAUCGGAAAGUGAACAAUUGUAUGUUUAUAAAUUGAUGAAAAUCUGUGAUAUGGGAUCGUUAAUAAGCAUGUAUCAGAGUUCGAAUGCAUCCUUUCUCCUCUUUUGGAGAAUAAUUCAUAUGCUUGAAAAUAAUAGAAUGUUCGAUGUUCGAUCGGCUGCGUAUCGGGGUAUAGUCUCCAAUGAAGAAUAUGAAGAGUUUCUCGAUUUUGCAUCUUCCUUUAUGAGCAAUUACGGUACCUACGAUUACUUUGAACAAGCCAAUUUCUACUUGCCUUUCGAUUUGGCUUUUAGCGUCUUUGAGAAUAUUUACAGUAUGACCAUGAAUAUUUCACCUUCGGAUCUUUUAGCAUCAGAUCCAGCUUGGAAAAAUCUUACGGGAGCAUAUAUUGACCUAUUCUCCUGGACAACUGAAGAUAUGAAAAUUAUAUCGCCCGAUUGUACUCUAAAGGAUAUUAUGGAUGUUAAUGAAUUCCUGGAAGCGAAAGGAAAAACCAGCCUAAAUACUAGAAUGGAGAAACAUCUAACUAUUGAUAAUUGUUACGAUGUUCAUAUUGGUCAGACAGAAGAUGUCCCCUGUAGGCCUAUAGAAUAUCAGACGAGAACCGGAAAGAGAAUAAUUGUUAGACCCCUUUAUGAUUCAUAUUUUCAGAUACUGAAUGAGAUUGUUCACCAAUUGGAGGGGAUUCUCCUUAUGUCCAGUGCCCCAAAAGAUAUGAUUAAAGCAUAUCUGAAAUACUUUAAGAAAGGCAGCGCAAGCGAGCAUCAAAAGGCUCGGAAAUUGGCCUACGAAUCUAAGAUUAUCUUUUCAACCGGAUUUAUCGAAAGGCAUUGGGAUCGUACGAGAUCAAGGGGACUUUUUAGAACUUUUAUUGGCAUUCGCAGCGAUAGAUGGGGUACUAGAAUGGAUUCUCUAACAAAAAGAGUUGGGUAUCUAUCAAAUUUGAUACCAAAUUGUAAUAUUGAUUAUAAUCUUAAUCUAAAUGAAAAAGGAACCGAAAUUAUAUUCGUUAGAUUGCUCAGGUAUGGACCAGGAAUACCCUAUUACACCAUAGAGGAUGCUUAUCCAAAAGCCGAAGGAUUGAAGAAGAUUUUCUUCGAGAAUGUGAUAGAUCUUACCUAUAGACAUAUUGAAUUGUCUCGCGCUGUGUUUCGUUUUGAUGAGGACGAGGACGAUUUAUUCGAAAUAGGAAGUUUGUACUGUCAUAAGGUCGAUAUGGUCUUGAGAAGUGUUGUGGGCGAAUGGACCGCUGGAGAAAUUAUAGAGAGAAGAGGAAAAUUCUAUUUUAUCAGCGGAGAUAGAAGAAUUCAUUUACCAAGCGAGUUAGUCGAUGAAUGGUACGAACCACCCAACUCUUUCAGGAGGAAAUUCGGAGAUAAGGCGGUCCUUGUGGAGACUUUUCGGAGACAAUGUUUAUCAAUAUUUUUAACAACCGCCGACGAUAUUAUGGAUAUUUUUGAUAUUGGAGAAGACUACGAACUCGAAGAUAUUCAAUGGGUUAUGCUAAUGAAUGCCGUGUUAAACGGAGUUGAAGGCCUUACUUUAUACAUUGAUAAAGCUAAGGCCUGGUGUUAUAGCCACUGUUUGGCUAGAUUUCUUUUUCUGAGCUACGCUAUGUCCUUGGAAAAUAGCCCUUUUGACUUUGACACAGAUAAGACAAGUGGAGACUUGUACAUAAAAUGCGAUAGAAAGAAAAUGGCUCCGUUUAUUAAUACAAAUGUAAAGAAUAUUUUAGAAACUUUACACCGAUGCAGGUUAAACGGAGACUUUGAGGGUGCUAUGAAAUUGAUAGGUCCUUUAACGGAGGUUAGCAAGAACUUUCUUGAUAUUCAAAAGGCAGUAAGGAGUUUGGGUCGAAAGCAAGAGGUUAUAUAUCAAGAAACUCCUUACCUAAAGAAGAAAAAGGUGAAAUUCACACGCCACGAAAAUACUAGAGCAGGAGUUGUUGAAACUGUCUGCGAUAAUUAUUGGAAAAAUCAUGAAUAUAUUACAAAACAAGUUUUAUUCAGUUUUACCAAUCCUCCCUAA
Molecule: messenger RNA, 4348 nt
Organism: Dimorphilus gyrociliatus
Lineage: Eukaryota; Metazoa; Annelida; Polychaeta; Dinophilidae
Source: the annotation of a GenBank genome assembly